This is a messenger RNA of Paramuricea clavata, 639 nucleotides long. The record is from the annotation of a GenBank genome assembly. NCBI's taxonomy places the organism in Eukaryota, Metazoa, Cnidaria, Anthozoa, Malacalcyonacea, Plexauridae.
AUGACAUCCGUUGUAGACGGAGGACUCUUCAAUGCCGUGGACUUUGCCGGAGCAGGAUUUCUUUUCUCGAAAUUAAAUGGACAAGGAUACAAGGAAGAAGUGAAAAGACACAACCAAGCAUUGGAAAAACUUGCGAAAGCAAAAGAAAAAUUUUAUGAAUCCGAAGUGAAGCGGAGGAACGACGAAGCUCGACGUCGGGCUGAGAUCCUGGAUGCUAACAAGGACAUUGAGCAAACAAACAGGGCGCUGGAAGAUUUGAGAGAUUUUAGGAGACUUAUGGACGACUCGGCAUCGCAGCGGAAACCAAAAUUGGAAGAUUAUUAUCAACCGGAGGAUGUGAACGAGGAAAACAAGGACGAAGCUUGGACGAGGAUUUACGGAUAUCCACUGGACAAUUUUCCAAAACCCAAGUUCAAAGUAGGGGAUCACGUCAGGGUGGAGAUAAAAUAUAAGGCCUUUGAAAAGGGAAACGAACCGAUUUUCGACAGUGAACUAUACGUCAUCACGGCGGUGUUUCGGGGAGAUCCCAACAUGUACAGCCUUAGGGAUCCGGAGGAUGGAGAAGACAUUUUAGGAAUAUAUUACAAACAAAAUUCGAGAGAUUCCGCCUGUGGGCAAAAGAAAACAUGUGGGCGCUAG